UCAGACAGCUCGGUCUCCGCGUCAGUUUAUUUUGUUUUUGUUGAAAACCACGGGAUGCGACUGUGCAUUUCCUCUCCGUGCUGUGUGGUUCUUGAGCAAACAAAAACCUGUCCUUCUGACUCCACUAACACAGGAUAUGAUGCAUUCCAUUUCCUCUCAACGGGUGUCUUCUCUUCAAACGGGGUCUCGGAGAAAAGCAGAUCAUCACAGUUAUCGACAGAGAAUCCUUCUGUGAGUCUAGACGUUGUCCCAAGUCUAUUGUUGGGCAGGGCCAGUUUACUUUUUUUUUUUUUUUUUUUGUGUGCCGUGUGUUAUGAAACAGAUGUAUCCUCCCCAAGGGGCCCUUUUGAGAGGACAAGUAGGGUUAGACGGGUAGAUAGGCGGAGGUCUCUUUUUCUGACUCGUCACUGACAUGCUGUCUGUCUACCUGAACAAGGAUGAGUAACUGGAUGACAUGAUGGCCUCCUUGAACAAUUCAACCACCCAAUUCUCCAACAUGAAGUUGGACCUACCUCAUUACGUCCUCAUCGGGGUGUGUCUGCUCACCGUCCUGGUUUUCAUAGUGCUGGGGACUCUGUGGCUCAAAAAGUAUCGCUCCUUGGAGAGGACCAUUCGGGACCUGCGAGGAGGAAGGCCUCUGGGAAAUGUACUUUCCACUCCAGACUCCCCGGUCCUCUCUCCUGCUUCCCCGAGCCCGUACCCCGUCACCUUGACAGAGAAGCUGGGGAAAGAGGACCCUGAGGAGCAGAUGUCACUACAGAGAAACAAGAACAGGUCUGUCACGAACAGACUGCUUUGGAGGCCACCGCAACCGGGUCCCCGCUUCACCAAGGCAGACCUCAGUCUGCUGCAGCUCCUCAAGGCAGGGAAGGAGGGAGUCUUCUACAAGGCCAGGAUGACACGGGGAACCUGCAAGGGACACGGCAUGUUCACCUGCAAGAUCACCAAAGAGGGUGUGACCCCUAAGCGUAUGGAGAUGGAGGUAUCCAUUAUGAGGAAGCUGGUGCACCACAAGAACAUUCUCCAGCUGCUGGACUGGAACACCACCGAGGAACCCUAUGUGUUGAUCAUGGAGUUUGUGAGCUACGGAACCCUGCGGCGCUUCCUUCAGACCCACAAAGACAAUCUGACCUCUGACCCUGAGCUACAGAGCUUGCUCACCAUCGCGUCCUAUCACAUCGCACUGGCCAUGGAACACCUCCGAUCCAAAAUGGUGGUGCACUGUGACCUGGCCCUCAGGAACAUCAUGGUGAGCAGGUUUCCCUGGGAGGUAAAGGUGUCAGAGUUUGGUCUGGCCAGAGACUUGACCCGCAUGAAGAGCCGCCACAGCAGUCGCAUGAAACACCCACGGGAACGUGUGCCCCUACGCUGGUACCCCCCCGAGUACUUCAGAAUCAACUAUUACAGCUUCAAGGGGGACGUGUGGGCAUUUGGCAUCGUGCUGUGGGAGAUACAGACGUUUGGCACCUUACCAUACCAUGACUUGGAGACACCAGAGGCCGUCGUCUAUCACAUCUGUGCCGGUCUCAAGAACAAAGACCCCGAGGGCUGCAGGCCAGAGAUGUAAGUGGCCG
This is a messenger RNA of Oncorhynchus gorbuscha (pink salmon), 1574 nucleotides long. RefSeq names its product tyrosine kinase receptor Cad96Ca. The transcript has 9 exons. Gene Ontology annotation, cellular component: extrinsic component of cytoplasmic side of plasma membrane. The coding region runs from base 455 to 1567 and encodes 370 amino acids. NCBI's taxonomy places the organism in Eukaryota, Metazoa, Chordata, Actinopteri, Salmoniformes, Salmonidae. Gene Ontology annotation, biological process: cell surface receptor protein tyrosine kinase signaling pathway; innate immune response; cell differentiation. Gene Ontology annotation, molecular function: signaling receptor binding; non-membrane spanning protein tyrosine kinase activity; ATP binding. The record is from RefSeq and is a predicted model, not a curated record.